Molecule: messenger RNA, 306 nt
Organism: Trichomonas vaginalis G3
Lineage: Eukaryota; Parabasalia; Trichomonadida; Trichomonadidae
Exons: 1
Coding region: 1-306 (101 amino acids)
Source: RefSeq, a predicted model, not a curated record
AUGAGAAGACGUUUCACUAGUCAAAAGAACACUAACGCAAAAGCAGAGAUUACGGUUGGUUAUAACGUAAAUGAUGAUAAAUCACGAAUUAUUCAAAAUGUUAAAGUUAAUGUUAGCUCUGAAUUAACAAGGUCAGCAACUCAACCAAAUUUAUUAACUCGUGACUUACCGAAGAAUGAGGAGAAUGAAGAAAACCAUGAGAAUGGAAACCCAAUCAUUUUAUCUGAACCCGGUAAAGAACCCGUUGAAAUUCCCACUUAUCCAACAUACCCCCACCCUUUCAUCAAACAUCGAGAACCCAUAUAA